This is a messenger RNA of Polistes canadensis, 3404 nucleotides long. RefSeq lists its product as uncharacterized. The transcript has 9 exons. NCBI's taxonomy places the organism in Eukaryota, Metazoa, Arthropoda, Insecta, Hymenoptera, Vespidae. The record is from RefSeq and is a predicted model, not a curated record. Bases 51 to 3011 code for a protein of 986 amino acids.
AACAUGCUUCAGAGUGUCAAGUUGGUGAUCGUAAUUACGAGGAAGGUGAAAUGGUUCGUGACAUCGAUUGGAAAACACCAUGCGAUAAUUGUUUUUGUGCCAUGGGUGCCGUCAGAUGUGUCCCAUUAGCCUGUGCACCACCACUUCAAGGUUGCAGUCCAAUUGUCCGUGACGGACAAUGUUGUCCGUCUACCUACAACUGUAGCGGUAGCAUCGAGGUUAAGGCCACCCAGAACUACGCUUCGUAUGCCUUCAUCAGCAAGGACUAUGCCAAGUUUCGCAAGGAGACCAAUUUCUUCCCUGCGAUCGACCGUACGACAACGUUUCCACCCGUCGAAGGACGAGGUCAUCGAAUAGUGGAGGAACGGAUUGAUGGUAGGACGAUCACCGUCGAUGGUGAAUCCUCUGUUACCGAAGACUCGACAUCCUGGCCUUCGACCUUCCCAACCGAAAUAAUGGACAACGAGAUCCUGAUCGAGACGAUGCCUUACACGAGAUCAAUCUUCGAAGCCAGUCUAUCAACCACUUUGAACGACGAGGUAUUAUCGAAAUUGGACGAAUUCAUUGAGUACGUUAAAUGGGAAAUCUUUCUUUUGCAGAUAACCACGAAUACAGUACGCACGAUACCGGAUUCGAUUUUGUUCAAUAGAGACCUUAAUGGAACCACCGAGUUUUCCAAGACCUAUUCUACCAAUGCCAUUACGGAAACCUCGUUCGUUAUAGCCAACGAUUUACCAUCCACCGAAGAAAUGACGACAUCGACGUUCGAAUUCACGACGGUACCUACACCUGAUACCUUUUCCAACGUCUCGAAAAAUGACGAUUUAAAUUCUAACAGAAUGAAAAAUAAAGACGAUCAGAAAUACGUGAAGGAAAAUACAAUGGAGAUAAACGACGAAUUUUCAACUAAAUUAGAAAUAACUACGGGCAUUUUGGAUAAUGAUGAAAACACGACAGGAAAUAUCGAUAAAGGACCCGUCAGCGGUUCAUCGUCGACUAUACUCAUGCCGGAUGACAUCCUAGCGGUGAACGUGACAGUGAAGACGAAUGUCUCGGUAGGCCAUAUACAGGGUGUCACGAUAAAUCCAAUUAGAUCCAUCCCGCCGGAUGUCGAGGCUAUUCUGAACAUCACUCAUCGUGAGAAGGGUGAAGACUAUAGCGAGUACGAUUACAGUGCACCGACUUUACCUCCGUCAUUGCCCAACGUCAGGAUAAUUCCAUUCGUAGCUGCUGAUGCCUUGGUGAAGGACAAAGACGUUUCAUCGGCCGUCACAGGAUAUCCUUCCGGUUCGGUAGUCGUGCCUCCUGAAUUGCGGCCAACCGACACGUCUGGCUUUUACGAUAUUGCCACUCAGGAGAACGGGUUCAGUCCUCCUAUCGAGACCGAAGGUGGGUUCGUACCAAGAGAACCACCUUACUUUGAUAGCUCCUAUCAUUCGACGGAUUUAAAUUUGGAAAUUGGUACCGGCGUAACUGUGGUGCCGGCACAGAUUACCGGGCCUCAUCGUAAAAACGGUGACCUGGCCAGUAAUUGUCUCUUCGAAAGCCGAGAAUAUCGUCACGGAGAGAUUCUACCUAGUACCAGUAUUUGCAUAAUUUGCAUGUGCUAUUACGGGAACGUCGUGUGCUCUGGCGAAAAGUGUCCACCGCUUAAGAUUGGUUGCCAGAGGCUUAACACACCGGAGGGAUGCUGUGGAAAAAUCACGUGUGUGAACGCUGAGGAAUCACCGACAGUGGUUCUAGAUCGAGUCGAUUCAACCGCACCUUCUCAACGACAACCUAUCGUAUCUCCUGAUCCCUUUCGCGACGUCAUCAAAACGGAACCAGCCCCGGAUUUGCCUUCUCUCAUGGAAGACAUGAUCCCUUAUCUGGUUGAGCACGGUAUCACAACGUCUAGGCCAACCACGUCAAUGACGACACCUCCUAUAUUACAAAAUCAAGGAUCAUCUCAACAUAUUCUAAAGCAUACUUCCAAUUUUGAUUACAUGGAUAAGUUACAUUUGAUUCAUGCGCCAUUCGAUUAUGGUCAAGAAAUCGACGUUUCUUUAAAACCACCGAAAAAUGAAGGAAACUUUAACGACACUUUGGUUAAUAAAUAUCCAACAUCGUUGAUUUAUCAAAUGAAAGGUGAUCCUAAUAAUUCGAAUAAUUACAAAUUGGACGAAUUAAUUAGAGUACCGGAUACAGUUACUAUUUCAUAUAAUAAUAAUAAUAAUAAUAAUAAUACAUUAUCAAAUAUCACCGAUAUAAUAUAUAAUACGAAUUCAAGCGUGCGGACAAAUUCAACGAAAGAUAUCGAAUCAAGUGGAAUCAAGAAAGGCAAUGUCAGUGUUGCUGACUCGACUAUUCGACCACCCACGUCGUCGACUAUGAAAACACUCGAGCACAAAAAGGAUAAUAUAUUCUCCUUCGGUAGUGUCCUUGACUUUUUAUUCUCAUCGGAUGAUAACUCUUAUUACAAGGAAGAUUCUAACGAAAGCAUUAGUACAAUAGCAUCAAUAAUUCCUACAUCUAAUUCUACUAAUAGUCAUAAUAAUAAUAAUAAUAAUAAUAAUAAUAAUACUAUUACUACUACUACUACUACUACUACUACUACAAUGAUCUCAACAACAAAGAAUAUAUCUUCAAGUGAAACCGAAGAACUUUCAUUGAAGAAGGAUCAGGAAAUUCGCAAUCAGGACGUGAAUUUCUCCUUUAUUAAGACGAACUUGUCAACGGCCUUAAGCUCGACAAAGUUCGUUGAUAUAACGACGACGGUGAAAUACGGAAACAACGACGACAACGACAACGACGACGACGACGACGACGACGACGACGACGACGACGAGGUAUCCUCGAAGAUCCUUGACAACGAAAUACCCGUAUCCGUGAGUAGUCUUCUUAAGUUAGCAGGAUGUAAUAUCUACGGGCGGAUGUACCGUGUCGGUAGGAUCAUUACCGAGCUCUCAAGUCCUUGCCGUGAAUGUAGGUGCACGGAAAUUGGAGUCCAAUGCAAACAACUUCGAUGUUGAUCAUAAUCGAUUAUUUUACACGCAACAAACAAACCGAUGAUACUCUAAACUUGAAACAACAACAAUUUUAACGUUUUUUUUCUUUUUUUUUUUUUCUCUCUAUCCUUCUUCCCCUAUUCUCCUCGUUGUACUUUCUUUUAUUUCGUUCUUUUAUUCGGAUCUCUUGUCGUUUUUUUUCUUUAAAUCAUUAUUAUCUUUUUUUUUUACUAAGGAAAAAUAAAAAUUUGACAAAUUGAAAAGAUAUCUUGGAUAGAAGAGAGUUCCUUGGUUCUCUAAUCCUAUAUGUACUAUAUAUAUAUAUGUAUAUACAUGUAGUCAGACUUUUGGUGUCAUCCUGUCUCCUCAAGAAAGUCCAAUCUUGAAUUUGAUCUUCUAUUAUACCGUACAAGAUAG